Messenger RNA from Toxotes jaculatrix (banded archerfish), 1412 nucleotides. Its product is annotated as calsenilin-like. Gene Ontology annotation, cellular component: nucleus; voltage-gated potassium channel complex. The transcript has 11 exons. The record is from RefSeq and is a predicted model, not a curated record. The coding region runs from base 308 to 1078 and encodes 256 amino acids. Gene Ontology annotation, molecular function: potassium channel regulator activity; RNA polymerase II cis-regulatory region sequence-specific DNA binding; calcium ion binding. Gene Ontology annotation, biological process: regulation of potassium ion transmembrane transport; negative regulation of transcription by RNA polymerase II. NCBI's taxonomy places the organism in Eukaryota, Metazoa, Chordata, Actinopteri, Toxotidae.
AAGUCCAGCAGGAAGACAGCUCCGCCAUGGACAAAUACAAAUACUGCAGGCAUCCUGCUGACAGACCCAUGAGAGGCUGAUAAAGGUGGCUGUGAGGGAGCAGGUGAGGAUGAGACUGUGGAGAGACGAGGCGGCUGUGAUAGCUCCGCAGCACUUGCUGUCCGUGGUGCUGAAGAGCUGCAGGAGCUGUCUGUGGUGAUGAGCAUUCACAGCUGUACAUCACUGGGGGUCGUUUGAGGCGCGCGAGCUGAGGAGGAUUGCAGCGAUUUUUUUUCCCAUCCAAAGCAGCAACAUAAACCCAGACGCAAUGCAGGCGAAUGAGAAGGCGGUGGAUGGUGGCUUGCUGCCUGACGCCAAUGGAAAAGAUCCAAACCCAGGUGGACAGACAGAGGGCUCCAAGUGGCAGAGACCACGGCUCUCACGUAAAUCUCUGAUGAAGUGCUGUCUCGUCAAGUGGAUUAUCGCCAGCACCACGCAACAGGGGCCAGACAGCAGUGACAGUGACCUUGAACUCUCCAUGGUGCGUCACCAACCUGAAGGUCUUGAGCAGCUCCAAGCCCAAACCCAGUUUACCAGGAAGGAACUGCAGUCGCUUUAUAGAGGCUUCAAAAAUGAAUGUCCCAGCGGACUUGUAGAUGAAGAAACAUUCAAGACCAUUUACUCACAGUUUUUCCCUCAAGGAGAUGCAACCAUGUAUGCACAUUUCUUGUUCAACGCAUUUGACAUGGACAGAAAUGGCUCCAUCCGCUUUGAGGACUUUGUGUUAGGAUUGUCUGUGUUGCUUAGAGGCUCUGUUACAGAGAAACUCAGAUGGGCGUUUAAUCUAUACGAUAUCAACAAGGAUGGAUACAUUACGAAAGAGGAAAUGCUGGCAAUAAUGACGUCCAUUUAUGACAUGAUGGGCAGGUAUACCUUACCCAGUGUACGAGACGAAUCCCCCUUUGAGCACGUGGAAAAAUUCUUCCAGAAAAUGGAUCGUAACAGAGACGGAGUGGUGACUAUAGAUGAAUUCAUAGAAACCUGUCAAAAGGAUGAAAAUAUAAUGGCUUCCAUGCAGCUCUUUGAGAAUGUCAUUUAGUUUCUUUAGACGGCCGUGGAUCAGUAAUACUGCAUAGUGCUUCCAGCUGCAAGCUUCUGGCCCAAAAAUAACUUCACUCAUCUUGAAAAGGAAAAACUGAGUCGUGCAACGUGUUGGACACAUUUCGAUACAUAUGGCCGAACACUGCUGUUUUUCCAGUCAAACUGUUUGCAGAGAAAUGUUCAGAAUUCACCAAAUCACCUGAAGAAAGAUUUCUUUGCAUGACAGUUUUAAUUUUCUUUUUGCACAUGAAACAAAUGUGAAUUUAAAAAGAAAAUACUUCAUCAUUGCCAGAUGAGCAUGAGUGUUUGCCCCCAAAAAAUCAAAGCAUGUG